Molecule: messenger RNA, 789 nt
Organism: Alternaria atra
Lineage: Eukaryota; Fungi; Ascomycota; Dothideomycetes; Pleosporales; Pleosporaceae
Exons: 1
Coding region: 1-789 (262 amino acids)
Source: RefSeq, a predicted model, not a curated record
AUGCUCUACGAAGCCAACACGUUCGCCAUACUUCACAAUACUGUAUUGAUCGACUUCCGCCGAGCUGCGCUCGCAUCUCACCUAUCUCGAGUUCGCUCACUGCAUGUUCAUUUCCAGUUUCGUGAGCUUAAUCAGCACAGGCGACCGCUUGAGGAGCAACAGGGCUUCCCAUCCCCAUGGAGCUUGAAGACGUUCACCACUUGCGGUAACGAACCAGAUAUCGCAAGCGCUAUUGGAGGCUUUCCAGACCUCGAGUCACUCUCUGUCUUUAUCCAGGGUCCUCUGACGAGUGAAGAGACGUACCGACAGAUCUGUGGCUCAUUGAGGUCCAUCCAGCGUGAUCUGAGAAGCCUGAGAUUCAUGAUGGUCAGAUUUCCCAGACCGUUUCCGGAUGAGGUUGUCCAAUUGCGAGCUCAAUACGAUGGGCAAGAUCCUAUUGAGCUUGUCAGGCGUGUCCUGGAAAAGGAAGAAGCUGAAGUGCGGCACGGAUAUCGGAUCGUUCAGCCAUCCCUGGAACCCGGACAGAAUGCGUAUGAUAUGGCUGACUCGGAUGCGGAAAGCAAAUGGCGGGUGGGAACCAUAUACAUGCAGUCCAGUGGCGAGGCGGAUGGAGUCGCGACGCGAAACUAUGCUGUGCUUCGACCAGAGAGAGAGACCAAGACGUACAAGACCGAUUCUAAGUAUGCCUACUUUCAGGUCCCAGUAAUCGGGUACCAGAGUUCGGAUGAUCUGUAUGGAUCUGGGUAUCGAGCGCUCAACUGGCCUCCAAGACACAAUGGGCUGUCCUGA